Molecule: messenger RNA, 5381 nt
Organism: Sipha flava (yellow sugarcane aphid)
Lineage: Eukaryota; Metazoa; Arthropoda; Insecta; Hemiptera; Aphididae
Product: neuroligin-4, X-linked-like
Exons: 12
Coding region: 677-3781 (1034 amino acids)
Biological process (GO): chemical synaptic transmission; neuron cell-cell adhesion; synaptic vesicle endocytosis
Cellular component (GO): synapse; postsynaptic membrane; cell surface
Molecular function (GO): signaling receptor activity; neurexin family protein binding
Source: RefSeq, a predicted model, not a curated record
CUUCAACGGGCUGGUGCGUUGUCGUUGUUCGCCGUCGUCCUCGUCGUCGUCGUUCGCUUUCCGUUUUACGGUACCACAAGCACACACACGUACACACGCACACAAACGAACACAUACACACGCCAAGCAUACACGCACUUACGUGCGUACGCACACAUACACACUCGCUCCUUGUCACACAAACUCACCCAUAAUCAAACACACACACACACACACACACACACACACACACCCAUACACGUACAUACACACCCAUAAUCACAUACAUACACACCUAUUCGUUACUGGAAAUACGUAAUUUUCAAAAAUGUGCCGUUACGUGCCUGCAGUGAUGUCAAUGGCAUAAUCAGUGCGAUAUUUAUUUUUUUUUUUUAUACCCGUGAGUUCGUUUUUCCAAAAUUGUUUUCGAUAUUUGUUUCCGUGUGAUUUGGUUUUCCGAGUGCGCUUUUCGGUUGUGGUGCGCGAAUGGUGUAUAACGACGCUGCUGUUGUUUUCGUCAUUAGUCCAACGUCGCCGUACGAACUUCGCGAAGUGACAUCGCACCGUCCGACGAGCCCGGGGUCGAAGGUGGCGGCGGCCGAGUCCAUGCGACGUGCGUGAGGGGACGACGGCGUCCACGUCCACGUCGUCGUCGUCUGCAGCGGCUGCGGCGGCUGCGGCGGUGACCGCGACGAUCAUGGUGCCGCCGUGGUGGCUGCUGGUGGCGUUCGUGUUCGGCGGCGUCAGCGCCGCGCUCACGUCCAGCCGGGUAGUGCGCACCAAGUACGGGGACGUGAGCGGCGUAAUCGUGACGCCCGACAACCGGCGGCUGGACGCGGUCGAGGUGUUCCGAGGCGUACCGUACGCCUCGCCGCCGGUCGGUUCGCUGCGGUUCAUGCCGCCGGUCACCGGGUCCCUGUGGUCGGGCGUCAAGGUGGCCGAUCGGUUCGGGCCGGUGUGCCCGCAACGGUUGCCCGACGUGUCCAACGAGACGGCCGCUCUGAAGACGAUGGCCCACGGCCGCAUGCAGUACCUGCGCCGUCUGUUGCCGUACCUGCAGAACCAGAGCGAGGACUGCCUGUACCUAAACAUCUACGCCCCGGCACAAGUCAAUUUCGGGAGUUCGGAAAAAAUAUCGCUGAAACCCGUGUUGGUGUUCAUUCAUGGCGAAUCGUAUGAAUGGAACUCCGGAAACCCGUACGACGGCACGGUGUUAGCCAGCUACGGAGGUUUGGUCGUGGUCACUAUCAAUUACAGGCUAGGCGUAUUAGGUUUUUUAAAUCUCAACUCCAACCAGCAUCUCAAGUCACCGUCCAAUUACGGACUUAUGGACCAAAUAGCGGCCCUGCACUGGAUACAGGAGAACAUAGCGGUGUUCGGUGGUGAUCCUAGCAACGUGACGUUGAUGGGCCACGGGACCGGAGCUGCUUGUGUUGGUUUCCUGAUGGCAUCGUCCGCAGUACCCGAUGUGCUCUUUCAUCGGGCCAUCUUGCUCAGUGGGUCGCCGUUGAGCCCGUUAUCGUUGGUCAGGGACCCAGUGCACUAUGGCCAUCAGGUGGCCAAGCUGGUCAACUGUUCGCCGGACUUGCAGCAUAUGCACCUGCUCAACUGUUUGCGAAACACGCCUUUGGAUCAGCUGCUGAACACGCAGCUCCGCGUGCCAGAAUUCACUACCGCGUUCGGACCAAGCGUGGAUGGUGUCAUCAUAGACGUCGGUAUGCCCGAGUCCGGCAGACUCGGGACACAAUCGAGCGGCCAGGAUAGUGUACCCGGCAGACCAUCGGGAGAUCCAAAAGAAUUGGUGUUGGCCAACGGUUUCGGACCUGCCAUUCUCGGGAAUCCGGCUACUCGGCAAAAGUUACUAUCCAGGUUGUCCAAAUUCGAUUUAAUGUUGGGCGUGGUGCGAGCCGAAUCAUUUUUCGCUUUCACCGGUGACGAUAUCAAAUACGGUAUCGAAGCCGACAGGCGGACGAAAAUUCUUAAGACUUACGUGAAAAAUACGUACAAUUACCAUUUAACCGAGAUAUUGGCGACCAUUGUCAACGAAUAUACCGACUGGGACAGACCGAUACAGCAUCCGGUCAACAUCAGAGACGAGACUCUCGAGGCGCUUUCGGAUGCUCAGGUUGUGGCGCCCGUGAUCAACACGGCCGAUCUGCACUCGACCAACCGGAGGAACUCGUACCUGUUCGUUUUCGACUACCAGACCAAAUAUGGUGACUACCAACAGAGACAGGGAUGUAUCCACGGCGAAGAACUGCCGUACAUUUUCGGCGCUCCGCUGGUGGGAGGAUUGAUGCAUUUCCCGAGGAACUACACCAAGUCAGAAGUGCUGCUGUCCGAGGCGGCGGUUAUUUACUGGAGCAAUUUUGCCCGCACGGGUAAUCCGAACGAGCCACAGGACCAGGAUAUGUUGCACAAACAAGAACACGGCCGGUUCAAGAACAUCGAAUGGACUGCGUACGAAACGGUUCACAAGAAAUAUCUGAGCUUAGAUACGAAACCCAAAUUGAAAAGCCAUUACAGAGCGCACAGACUGUCGUUUUGGCUGAACCUCGUGCCGGAGCUGCACAAGCCCGGGGACGAAGUACCGUAUUCGCAUCACAUGUUCCAAUCCGAUCUGCGUGGGAUGACGUUUAAGCCCGGCUCGGAGAGGACGACCAAACCGUCGGCGGACGUUUACUACCGCGGCGGACAACAGCCGGCCGUCGGGCAACAAUCACCGACCGGCAACAAGUCCGCGGACGGCGGUGGUAGUUUGAACGGAACGAACGUGCUGCAGCCGCCGCCGGUCGUGGUGGCGUCGUCGUCGUCGUCCGACCGGGGCGACGGAGACGGCGACGAAAGCGGACGACAGUUCAAGGACGCGGACGACAAGGACGGCGGUGAUGGUGGCGGCGGUGGCCGGUCGCCGUCGUCGGCCGACGGACAGGACGACGUCGGUGCGGCCGGCGCCGGUUACGCGUCCUUCCCGCUAGCACUGGCCGUGGCCAUAGGCAUCGGGUGUUCGCUACUGUUCCUGAACAUCAUGAUCUUCGCGGUCAUCUACUACAACAAGUCGACCGGUUGGGGCGGCAGGCGGAGCGGUGGUAGCAGCAGGCGCACGUCCGGUUCCGGGGCGGGGGACGCGGAGGACUUGCAGCACCAGCAGGACGACCGGACGAGGAAGAUCAAAAAGCGGCCGGAGAACGGAGGCCCGAUGACCAAUCUGUGUUCCACCGGAGGAGCCACCGAGCUGCUGCAGAUGUUGGAGACGCGCACUGUUUCCGUAGGGGUUGUACCGCAAAACCAGCAGCACCAGCAGCACCAGCAGCAGCCGCACUCAAUACUGAAAAAGACUCCGCCACCGGUGGCCACGGCUCAAGUCGGGCCGAAAGCGACGCCACCGGUAGACCUGAGCACAACCGGUACGAGGGCGGCGCAACCACCACCCGCGGAGUUCGCCGACGUGGCAGCCCAGUGCUAUCAUCCGGGCGGCAGUAUCGUGGGCAUCGGGUCGUCGGCCACGCUGCCCCGACCACCACCGCCGCCCAAGUGCCCACGACCCGAUCACCACCAUCAUCACCACGGUGGUCAUCAACACCAGCAGCACCUGCAUGGCACCGUCAGGAGGCACGCGGCAUCCGCUUCGUCCGCGCUGCCCGCAUGCACGUGCUCCGGUCCGGCCACCGGUGCCGCAGCCGGUGCUUCUCAGACACCGCCGCCGCAGCAGCACCACGCGUCCUCCGCGAACCUGGCCAUGGACGCGGCGGCCGCGGCGAUGGCCGCCAAGAUCACCGGCAUCGAGGAGCUUCAUGUUUGACACUCGAACCGCGGCCACCGGCGGUCAUCCGACACAGAAAUUGACCGGUUGGCCAAUGAUCUGACUAGGAUAUGCGACCAACUGCGCGUGUCGUCCGGCGAAAGCGAUAGCGGUCGCGGUGGUGGUGGCGGCGGUGACUUGUUCUACUUAUGACAUUUUUUAGCCUUUGACGUGUUGUGUUCGACGUGAAGAGGAAAUAAUUUUGAAACGCACACCAAUAUAAAUAUAAAUAUGUAACUUACAUUCUUACGCAAUUAUCUUCUAAGACCUGUCUGUACAUAUUAUAACCGUGUAAUGAGGAUAAAAAUAAAUAAAUAUUUCUCUCUCUCUCUCUCUCUCUCUCUCACACACACACACAAACUCACUUUUCCAUAACACUUUUCGCAUGUUAACGUUCCCGUUAAAUCCGUUGUAAUAAUAUGUAUAACAAUAAUUAGAUGACAUUUAUAACAUGAUAUUACGUUUAAACAAAAUUAUUUGAGAGCAGUAAUUUUAAUGGUUGUUACAAAUUCUUGUUAUUUAUUAAUAAUAUGUAUUGUACUGUAAUGUUUUUAUGUUUCUUUUUUCAUUAUAUAUGUAUAUGUACCAUUUGUCGUUAAAAUAUGUCUUCUAGUUACCAAAAAAAAAAAAAAAUUGUUGUUGAAAUACUUGUCGUCAUAGUUGUUUAACGUAAUGAUUUUUCGAGAUCCGGAUUUCCCGUCUGCUUCGAACGAGUGAAAACCCUAUCGAUAAAUGACUUUCAUUGCAAACAUAACUGCCGUCGUACGAUUACAAGGAACGUGCGCGCGCGAAACGUUAGCAUAAUUGAUUGUACCACGUUUUUUGUUUUUUGUGCUACUUAUUUUACGUAUGCGAAGCAAUCUCAGUGCCACAGAUUUCAAGCGUAAACGAUUUUGAUUUUGAUUUUAUUUUUUGUUUUUUUUUGGCUCGACGGUGAUUUACUCCUAGUUAGCGAAUAAACGCGUAUAAACAAAUUUUUAUAAUAUUCUAGAUCUUAAUAAGUCGAUCGAACGUCAUGAAAUGCGCAUCUCAUGCUUACAACCGUAUAAAUAUUUCUAAACGCAUACCGCCGUUGGAUCUUCUUCAAAACCACUCGUAGCUCAUUGCGUUUAUAUAUUUUUACCAUAUCGUUUUAAAUUGUUGCGUUCGUGGUACGUCGUGACUCAAAUUACGUUGUGCUGAUUGCAAGAGAAAAAAAGCUCGAUGGAAGGAAGUUACCAAUAUCCAAAGUGAAUUGUAUUUUCUGUUACAUCGAAAGUUUUCAAUUUUUUUUUUUUUUAAAUCCAAUUCCACAAUUGUUUGGCUAAACGAUUUUGAUAAACAAAACAUUCACGGAGUGGCGGCGUCGGAGAGAAAAAAACAUUGAGGCGGAAUAAAGUUUGCGAGUUCGUGCGGUCCCUGGAUGGUGUACGAAAUAGACUUUUCGUUAAAAGUUUAACGUAAAUAAAAAAAAAACCAAAAACAAAAAAUUUAUCCCUCGAUUCUUAUUAUGCAUGUAUCGAAUAAGUUGAAAAAAAACCUUUCAUCUCGAUCUGAUUCGAAGUCGUAUCGAUAAUUUUUGUUUGGAAAAAUAAACGUGUAGAAAUAUCGUAUUGGAAAA